UUCCCUUCAAAACUCGAAUCUUUGUUCUUUACACAAAACAAACACACAAAUUUUAUUUUUUAUUUUAUUUUAUUCAUUUGUUUCUACAACUUCUUCUUCUUCUUCUUCUUCUCCAGACAAUACAUUCUCUAAAAUCUCUCUCUCUCCAGCCAUGUCUCUCAGAGGAACAAAUGCUUCUUCUGGCAUGGGUGUCGCUGAGCAAAGCAAGACCACAUUCCUUGAACUGCAAAGGAAGAAGGUGCACCGCUAUGUGAUUUUCAAGAUCGAUGAGAAGAAAAAAGAGGUUGUGGUCGAAAAAACUGGGGGCCCAGCUGAGAGCUAUGAUGAUUUCACUGCUUCUUUGCCAGAGAAUGAUUGUCGAUAUGCAGUUUAUGACUUUGACUUUGUGACUUCUGAGAACUGCCAGAAGAGCAAGAUAUUUUUUAUUGCAUGGUCUCCUUCUGUAUCCAGGAUCCGUGCCAAGAUGCUGUAUGCAACAUCAAAGGAUAGGUUCAGAAGGGAGCUGGAGGGCAUCCAUUAUGAGAUCCAGGCAACUGACCCCACUGAGAUGGAUCUUGAAGUCCUUAGGGACCGUGCUAACUGAGCACUUAGAGAAACACCCAGGGGUGACCAAAAGAAACGCAUUUUCCUGCUUCAAUUAGUUGCUGAUUAUGUGCACUAUCUGUUACUGACACAAAUUACAUAUAGCUUAACUAUUAAAUAAUUGGCACCUGGGAAGGCUGAUUAGGGGCUCGUGGUAUGAUACCCAGUACAGGGGAAUUUUGGGCUCCCUUAUUGCCAUGAUGCUUCUCAGGUGUUAUAUGGGUAUGUUGUGUAUGGAUAACGUGACUGCUGUUCUAUGGUAUGGAUAUUUUAUCA
Molecule: messenger RNA, 858 nt
Organism: Quercus robur (English oak)
Lineage: Eukaryota; Viridiplantae; Streptophyta; Magnoliopsida; Fagales; Fagaceae
Product: actin-depolymerizing factor
Exons: 3
Coding region: 152-583 (143 amino acids)
Biological process (GO): actin filament depolymerization
Cellular component (GO): actin cytoskeleton; cytoplasm
Molecular function (GO): actin filament binding
Source: RefSeq, a predicted model, not a curated record